Messenger RNA from Physella acuta, 1455 nucleotides. Its product is annotated as polyribonucleotide 5'-hydroxyl-kinase Clp1. NCBI's taxonomy places the organism in Eukaryota, Metazoa, Mollusca, Gastropoda, Physidae. Gene Ontology annotation, cellular component: nucleus; mRNA cleavage factor complex. Gene Ontology annotation, biological process: mRNA 3'-end processing; tRNA splicing, via endonucleolytic cleavage and ligation. Gene Ontology annotation, molecular function: polynucleotide 5'-hydroxyl-kinase activity. The record is from RefSeq and is a predicted model, not a curated record.
UUGCUCUAAACCAUGUUCAUUGUUGUUGAAAAGUUCCCUAAUAUUCAAGUUUAACAUCUGUAGUCUCUAGAUUUCUAGACCUAAAGCUACACUAAAUAGGAUCUAGAUCCUCUAUCUAUAGGCCUAAUUUGCUAUAUUUUUAAAUAGACAUACGUCAUAAAAAUGACGGAAGACGAGGGACAAGAGUUUAAACUGCAGGCAAAUUCUGAACUUAGAUUUGAAGUUGAGGCCAAAGCUACUGUUGAAAUUGAGAUGCUGGAAGGCCGGAGUGAAAUGUUUGGAACAGAAUUAGCGAAAAAUAAAAAAUAUAUUUUUGUGUCAGGAUCGAAAAUUGCAAUAUUUACAUGGCAUGGUUGUGUCAUUCAGUUAAAAGGCAAAGCAGAAGUGGCUUACAUUUCUAAAGAGACUCCAAUGACUGUUUAUGUCAACACACAUGCUUCCCUUGAACAAAUGAGAGAAAAAGCAGAGAAUGAAAACACAAGAGGACCAAGGAUGUUAGUUGUUGGUCCAACUGAUGUUGGGAAGUCCACCUUGUGUAGAAUACUCGUCAAUUAUGCUGUUCGACUUGGAAGAUCACCAGUUUUAGCAGACAUUGAUGUUGGCCAGGGCAACAUGGGUUUACCAGGAACAAUAGGAGCUCUUGUUGUAGAGAGAACAGCUGAUGUAGAGGAAGGUUUUCAGCAAACAGCACCAUUGGUCUUUCAUUAUGGUUAUAAGAGCCCAAAUGAUAACUUUCAGCUGUACAAUUUGCUAGUUUCUCGUUUGGCAGAAAUUAUUAAUGUGCGAUGUGAACAGAGCAAAAAAGUGAAUUGUAGUGGAGUCAUAAUUAACACAGCUGGCUGGAUUAGAGGAGCUGGUUAUGAAGCAUUGAAACAAGCUGCUGGAGCCUUUGAAGUGGAUGUAAUUUGUGUCUUGGAUCAGGAGCGACUUUACAACCAGCUCAAGAGUGACCUGCCUGACUUUGUCAGGAUAGUUUUACUUCCAAAAUCAGGAGGGGUUGUUGAGAGAUCUCAAGCAGCAAGAGCGGAUGCUAGAGACAGUCGUAUCAGGGAAUAUUUUUAUGGCUUGAAAAAUAACUUUUUUCCUCACAGUUUUGAUGUCAAGUUUAAUGAUCUUAAAAUAUUUAAAAUUGGAGCACCAUCACUACCAGAAUCUUGCUUGCCAUUGGGAAUGAAAGCUCAAGACAGCCAGACUAAACUAGUUCCAUUAAUUCCAAGCAAUAACCUUCUGCAUCAUGUACUGAGUAUCAGCGCUGCUGCAACUGUUGAUCAAGAUAUUGUUGAAACUAAUGUUCUGGGUUUUAUUGUUGUUACUGCUGUAGACAUGGACAAAUCUGUCUUUACAGUUCUCUCUCCAUCUCCAAGACCACUCCCUCGAGAUAUAGUAUUAGUGAUGGACAUUCAAUUCAUGGAUAUUAAAUAAUCUCUUUUGUUGAAUAAAGUUUUUUUAAUCUUU